GAAGGAAGAAGGUCGCUCUCGCAGUCUUGCUUCCGGUGCCAUUGCAAGAUCGUUCCACCGGGCAAGGGAAGUAACAGCGGAAUUAGGUUAGGGUUCAGGGUUGCAGCUGGGCGUUGCGAUGGCGGCCGACAAGAGCAAGAAGGCAAAGGUUGCAGAGCUCGGGGCUGAGGGAGAGCCCGAGACCGUCGACGGAGAGCUGGUACUCAGCAUCGAGAAGCUCCAGGAGAUACAAGAAGAGCUGGAGAAGAUCAAUGAGGAAGCCAGUGAAAAGGUUUUUGAGGUGGAACAGAAAUACAAUGAGGUUCGCAGACCUGUGUAUGUCAAGCGGGGAGAUAUUAUCAAAAAUAUCCCAGACUUUUGGUUAACUGCAUUCUUGAGUCAUCCAGCUCUUGGUGAUCUUCUAAGCGAGAAGGAUCAAGAGGUUUUCAAGUUCAUGCAAUCAAUAGAAGUUGAAGAUUUUAAGGAUGUGAAGAUGGGCUACUCCAUUACAUUUAACUUCACUGAAAAUCCAUAUUUUGAGGAUACAAAAUUAACAAAGUCAUAUGCAUUUGCUGAUGAAGGAACUACCAACAUAUCUGGUACUAAAAUUAGGUGGAAGCAAGGCAUGGAUCUUCUUGCUAAUGGUAAUGUUCAAGAGACGAAAGGAAGUAAACGCCCCUUUGUUGAGGAAAGUUUCUUCAGUUGGUUUAAUGAGAAUCUGCAAGAGAACCUUUCAGGAGUAAUGGAUGAGGUGGCUGAGAUAAUCAAGGAAGACUUAUGGCCUAAUCCUUUGAAAUACUUCAAUAAUGAAAUUGAUGAAGAUGAUUUUGAUGGUGAGGAUGAUGAAGAGGAAACUGAUGAGGAUGGGGAGGAGGAUGACGAUGAUGAUGAAGAUUGAGCACGAGCAAGAUAGCUUAUUUAUAUAGUCGAUGAUGAGAUGGAAAUGUCAUGGGUUUCCUAAAUGCGAGAAACAUAGAUGUGUUAGAUUCAUAUAAGCUUCAUAGAUUGAUAGUUAGGUUAGCAAUUAGAGAUUGGGUUUUAAAACUUUUUAUGACAUUUCGCCUCUUAAGUUGUAUACUGAUUUGUUUGAUUCAAAUCUAAUUGGCACUUGAUGAAUUGUGAUAUUA
Zingiber officinale is the source of this 1106-nucleotide messenger RNA. Its product is annotated as NAP1-related protein 2-like. Gene Ontology annotation, biological process: nucleosome assembly. The transcript has 10 exons. The record is from RefSeq and is a predicted model, not a curated record. Gene Ontology annotation, cellular component: nucleus; chromatin. NCBI's taxonomy places the organism in Eukaryota, Viridiplantae, Streptophyta, Magnoliopsida, Zingiberales, Zingiberaceae. Gene Ontology annotation, molecular function: histone binding; chromatin binding. Bases 119 to 877 code for a protein of 252 amino acids.